GACCGCCAUGACUGCAGCUAUGACUACAAGGCUGUGGGUCGUGAGACGAUCGCCAGAGAAAAUCCGGUCGUCAAGGCGGCGAAGAUCGUCAAGCUGAUCGAUUAGGAGAGAUGGUCUCGAAUGGCAUGCGCGUGUAGUUUCGUUCGAACAGGAGGGCAAAAGGGUAAUUAUGAAAACGUAUCUGGCAAGCACAGUUACGAAUUUAUUAAAGAAGAGAUGAGCCUCGUGUACGGUAAUAACUUCACGCACCCAGAAGCAGAGUUCAUAAAGAACGAAGAUUUCAUGGAUCCUUAUUUCCCAAACCAGCAACAAGAACAGCUCAUUCGCACCAAUGGUGCGGCUCGUUACCGGUCAACACCAAGCCCUUUCUUCAACAACAGCUUCGAAAAUGGCGGCAAUUACCGGUCUUUCCGGUCACCCAGCCCAGAGAUGGACAGUUUCUUUGCAGAUGUUAUGAAAACACAUGAGAACAAAGAGCCAAUCACGCAUCAGAACAAUGAUCUUCUUGGUCUGCAGAAUUCAGGGAACUGUCAUUCUUCGGUGAACGGUUCGUUCAGUUUCAUGAACAAUGGCAGUUCCAAUGGAUCUUGUCUGAUGAAGCAACAUAGUUCUCCUCCUGGAUUAUUGUCCGAUUUGAUGAUUGAAAACGAGUUCAAGAACUCGAACAACAGUCACAAUCAUAUGAACAUGAAAUACAGACCACCAGUGUCAGGCUCAAGCAUCAUGCCUCCUCAUGUUUCAGACCUCGGAUCUGACUUCUCCAGCGAUUCGUGGAACAAGAAUACAUCGUCCGAUGUCUUUAAAGGAAUCGGAGGGAUGGAUAUCACGUUUUCGGGUUCUGAAACUCAGAAUGGGAGUUCCAGGAACAAAUUGGCUCACCAUUUGAGCCUGCCGACUACUUUCUCCGAGAAGGACAGUGUAGAAAAGUUCUUACACUUUCAAGGGACGUCGGUUCCGUGUAAAGUCAGGGCUAAACGAGGCUUUGCAACUCACCCGCGAAGCAUAGCUGAAAGGGUGAGAAGAAACCGAAUUAGCCAGAAGAUGAAGAAACUGCAAGACCUUUUCCCAGAUAUGGAUAAACAAACGAGCACGGCGGAUAUGUUAGAUAUGGCAGUUGAUCAAAUCAAAGAACUUGAGAAGCAAGUAAAGGCUCUCAACUAUUCACGGGCCAAAUGCAGAUGUUCUGGAAAAAACUGAGAGAGAGAGUCUUUGUCCUCCAUCUGUUUUCUCUGUUACAAAUCAUGGUUCUGUCUGUAACAUUUUCUUCAUAGAUUUCACGUGUUCAUAUUGUCUAUUUUUGCUGUUUCUUGCUGGGUUUUGUUUUUCCAUUUAUAUUCACCGUUUUUUUUUGGGAUAAGUGUUCAACUGUAAGAGAGUAUUGAAUUCGUAGCAAAAUCGAGAUCUAUCAAGUCGUUCGUUGUUAA
This is a messenger RNA of Tarenaya hassleriana, 1424 nucleotides long. Its product is annotated as transcription factor bHLH130-like. The transcript is spliced from 8 exons. Gene Ontology annotation, molecular function: RNA polymerase II cis-regulatory region sequence-specific DNA binding; DNA-binding transcription factor activity, RNA polymerase II-specific; protein dimerization activity. Gene Ontology annotation, cellular component: nucleus. Bases 121 to 1197 code for a protein of 358 amino acids. Lineage: Eukaryota; Viridiplantae; Streptophyta; Magnoliopsida; Brassicales; Cleomaceae. Gene Ontology annotation, biological process: regulation of transcription by RNA polymerase II. The record is from RefSeq and is a predicted model, not a curated record.